Messenger RNA from Gongylonema pulchrum, 435 nucleotides. The record is from the annotation of a GenBank genome assembly. Lineage: Eukaryota; Metazoa; Nematoda; Chromadorea; Rhabditida; Gongylonematidae.
CAACUGCAUUUGUGCUCAAUGGCGGAAACGAAAAGUGAGUCGAGGCCAAGCGCACUGCCGAAAUUGGAUCAGGCAAAGAGUAUGAACGUCAAGGUCCAUACUGAAGGUAACAGCUCGGCACGCGAGAGAAGGCCGUAUCGUGGACGUGGCCGAGGACACUGGAGAGGUGGAGGCCGAGGUGGCCGAGGAUCCAAGCGUCGAAUGCAUGGAGACGGUGGGCCGCGGAAUAAACGACGCCGCUAUGGCCACAGCGGCACUGUGGAUGACUUUCCUUUCCUGCUCGGUGGGAAUAGCAAGGAUCCGCUGAAUUUGAAGUCGGUGAAGCCGGAAGAGGAGGUGCAGGAUGUGCAGCCAAUUGACAUCAUCAUACCCAAAAACAUUCAUGACCCACUGAAUUUACGCAAUGUGAACAAAAAUCGCGCUAAGAGACUUUAA